UUGAGAUGACGUGAUAUCAACGAAUAAACUAAUAAGUUAAAUGAUUAUUUCCUCAAAAAAUUAUAAUAGAAUUACUAGAAAAAGGAACCGCAGUCCAAGCGGCUACUCCACUACCUGCUUGUAUGGAAAGGUUUCAAAUGAUAGUUGGUGGGGCAACUGAUUGGGGAAGUAAUUUGACUUGUCCAGAGACGGACUUGCAGCACAUGCACGAUACAUUUUCUAUAAAAAAACAGCAAAUCCUCUAGAAAGAAACUACAAGAUUCCCAAAAAGGCCACAGCAGAAAUUUCUGGAGGCAACCAAGCAGCUGUUCCAGUAGUAGAUGUAAAGCACUUUAAAAGUUUUCAAAUGGCCCCUUCUGUAAACACCCCUUUAGCAGCCUCCUAUUAUAAUUACCCUUAUGAUCCUAAUUCAGCAUCUGCAUACUAUAACUACUAUAAUAAUUAUACAACAGGAACUCAACAAGUAGCUACUUAUAACUUUUCUCUGUAUGGCGUCCAGACAUAUAAUAAUGCAGGGACAACCAAUAAUGUUAAUGCAUGUGCAAGAGACAAUAGUAAUGCUGAAACUCUCACUGUAACAGGCAUGAAUGUUGACCCACCAUUACCUCCAAACGGUAUAACUACCGUUGAAGGUCUUAAAAGGAACAUUUUUGAAACUUAUAAUAGUAUUAAAGAAAAGCCAAAGACUUAUGGAUUAGGUGGAAAAACAAUGCAGAAUAAUGAAAGCCAAACUGCAGUUGGUGAAGGAAGAAACAUUAAUAAAAUUGAGGAACACGGUAAUAAGGAAGAAAAAGGGAAUAACUUUAAUAUAAUGCAAGACUUUAAUAAUCGAAAGAAUACGAGUCAAAGUCCAGAGUCUCUAAAUAACGGUAGUUUUGAAGGCAUAUUCCAAAAUCAAGACCAUAACCAUCAAACAAGAUUUAAUAAUAGAAAGAAACAAGAAAAACAUCUUAAUAAUUACGGAUUUAGUAACAAUCAGGAAUAUUUUCAAAACAAAAAUAAUCAACAAGACCCCAAAAUUAACCGAAAUUUUAAUAUGAACAAUCGGUGGAAAACAGGAAAUAUUCAGCAAUGGACCAAUACAGAACGAAACCUUUUCCAAGCCAACCACAUUUAUAAUGAAAGUUUCCUUCAAAACUAUCAAGGGCAACAAAGCUUCUUUAACGGCCGUGGACGCUGCUAUGUUUACAGUCGAAGGUUUAACAACAAAUUUCCAAAUGAAGCAAGAUUCGGGAAAAGACAGUUUAAUGGUGAUAAGUGGGGUUAUGAUCAAUAUGAAACAUGCCUGGAAAAAGGGUAUGGGCAAUAUUCUGAACAGGGCGGUGCUGAAAAAGCUUUUGAGUCAAAUGGCAAAUACAAAGGUUUUGGGUUCACUAGCCAGAAGAAAAAGAGGAAAGAACCUUCAGUAGAAUUACCAGUGGAACAAACUGUCCCCGACCUAUUGGAUGACACAUUACCAAAAGACCUAAAAAUUUUAUUUCAACCCCUUUUUUGUAAAUUAUGCGAAUUACAAUUGUCCAGUAAUCAAACCGCUAAGAUGCAUUAUAAAUCCAAAAAUCACGAGAAAAAAAUACGAAAAUGGCUCACGGAAUAUGCCGAGAAAACUGGCGAACCUCUACAUCAUAGAGCUACCACCAGGGGCCAAGACAAGAAAAAAACUAACAAGGAGGAUGCUGAAAAAAAUCCUAGUUGGUUUCAUUGCGACAUUUGUGAUUUAGACCUGACUGGAAGAAUGCACGCUGAAUCUCACUAUAUGGGUAGAAACCAUCAAAAAGCAUUAUUGGGACAUAAAAAUCCUGCCGGCAAUGGAUAUUAUGACGCUGAUGGCAAAUGGAUAAGGAUCAAGAGCCAUAAGUCAAAGUCCUACGACUUUGAGAAGGGAGAGGACAACUUUGGCUUGGCGUUUAAACCGGAUGGUGACCCCGCGGCCAGAAUCAGCGAUGAACCGCCUUCGAAAAAGAAGAAAAAGGACCCCGUUAACCCUAAAGAGUUUCACUGUGAAGUUUGUAAUAUUAACACUACCUGCCAGGAGCAGCUGAAUACGCACUUUAUGGGUCAAAAACACGUCAAAAAGUUAAAGCAACUUGGUUUGGAGAACCAUACUACCAAAAGAAAGUCAAUUGAAGAAUCUGUGUUAGUAGCGGACUUUCCAACAAUCCCCAGCGUUGUCGCGUUAGAACUUAACAUAAACGUGGCGGCUCACCGGACACCCUCUGGCGACUAUUACUGUCCAACCUGCAAUCUCUCGCUUAAUUCCGAAGUGCAAUUCCUGCAGCAUAUGAAGAGUAAAGGACACGGAAAGAAACUGGCCCAGAAGAAGAAAGAUGACGCACCUCCAGCUGCCAUCAUUACUUCACCUAUUGUAACUAUCGAGAAUGAUACUAGUAGCUUAGUGAAUAUUUCAGAACCAGUUACGAAAUAAUUUUUUUUGUUUUUUUUUUUAAUUUAAAAUGGAUCCAGUUUUGUUGUAAGAGAUCAAAGUUAGAAUUGUUUUAUCGAAUGUUAAUAUAAUUAAUUCAAAGAUA
Anthonomus grandis grandis is the source of this 2525-nucleotide messenger RNA. RefSeq names its product zinc finger matrin-type protein 3-like. NCBI's taxonomy places the organism in Eukaryota, Metazoa, Arthropoda, Insecta, Coleoptera, Curculionidae. Gene Ontology annotation, molecular function: nucleic acid binding; zinc ion binding. Bases 347 to 2422 code for a protein of 691 amino acids. The record is from RefSeq and is a predicted model, not a curated record. The transcript is spliced from 12 exons.